CAAAAGCCCACUCUCUCACAAUAAAGACAACUUCUCUCUUUUAAUGUCUCUCUCUUCUUCUUCUUCGUCUAACACCAAUUGAGAACAAGGAAGCUUGAGAGACCCCUCAAAUUCUCAAUCAAUGGAGUUUCAUCUCGAACACCCUCUCUCACAUUCUUCUCUCCACAACAACUUCAACGACGAAACAGACGAUGAUACUUUCCCACACUCUCUCUUCCUCGUCGAAUUUCAACACAUGCCUUCUUCUCAUUACUUCAAUAGCCUCAAGUCCUCUGCUUUUCUCCUCUCUAAUCGAAACCACGCCAUUUCUUCAAUCAUCCAGUACUCCAGAAAACUCGACGACCCAUCUCUGACGUAUCUUGCAGUGAAUUAUCUAGACAGAUUCUUAUCCAGCGAAGAUAUGCCGCAAUCAAAGCCUUGGAUUCUCAAGCUUAUCUCUCUUUCUUGUGUCUCUUUGUCUGCCAAAAUGAGAAAGCCAGAGAUAUCUGUCUGUGAUCUUCCGGUGGAAGGUGAGAGAUUCGAUGCUCAGAUGAUAGAGAGGAUGGAGAAUUUGAUUUUAGGAGCUCUUAAAUGGCGAAUGCGCUCUGUUACUCCAUUCUCCUUCUUCGCCUUUUUCAUUAGUCUCUUUGAGCUCAAAGAAGAUUCUUUAGAACUAAAACAUUCCCUCAAAUCUCAAGCUACUGAUCUCACUUUCAAUCUCCAACAUGAUAUCAAAUUCCUCGAGUUUAAACCAUCAGUAAUCGCAGGAGCUGCACUUCUCUUUGCUUCUUCUGAGCUCUGUCCGCUACAGUUUCCAUGUUUCAGUAACAGAAUCUGCCAAUGCACAUAUGUAAAUAAGGAUGAGCUAAUGGAGUGUUACAAAGCAAUAAGAGAGAGAGAUGUAGUUGAAGAAAACGAAGGAAGCAACGAAACAGCAGUAAAUGUGCUUGAUCAGCAAUUCUCGAGCUGUGAAGAAAGCGAUAAGAGCAACACAGUCACAGCUUCUUCACCUAAGAGGAGAAAGACUAGCACUCGUCCAUGUUAAGCUGAAAAGGCGGUUUAUGGACAGACAUAAUCCAUUACUGAUGCAAUCACUUAAGCCACUUGAAAAAAAGAAAACCACUUCUUGGUCCCCUUUUGAAAGAGACACUUGCUUUGCUUCCUUCUUUUUCUCCAUCAAUCUGAUUCAAAAAAUAAGCCAUUCUCCCAUAUGGAAGACAAGAGAGUGAUGAAUGAUCAAAGACGAAAUCUCGGGUUCCGUUCUUCAUUGUUCCUUUGGACCACAAUCACAGAAACUCAAAAAAAAAAAAGAAAAAAGAUCAAUGUGUUAUUAUCUAUUUUCAUGUUCUGUAUUUACAGUUUUGGUUUCUGCAGUUAAGUUGUUUCACUUGAGGGGGAAUAAUCAAUAAAUAUUGGCCCGUUCUUAUGUAUAUAUGUAUAUAACCAAUGGUUAUGUUACUAUAUAAUAUGAACAACAAUGUGGUCACGAGAAAAAAAUGAGUUACUAUGGAUUUUUUUUUUUU
Messenger RNA from Thlaspi arvense, 1502 nucleotides. Lineage: Eukaryota; Viridiplantae; Streptophyta; Magnoliopsida; Brassicales; Brassicaceae. The record is from the annotation of a GenBank genome assembly.